CUAUUCGAGGAGCAAAUGAAAAUGGAGGGCAGUUCUAUACUCCAUGCUUUCACUAACAUUUAUUUUGCCAUUUUUGCUCUGUUUUGCUUCAAGCUUUUAAUUAAGAUUUCCUUGGCUUUGCUGACUCAUUUCUAUAUUGUUAAAGGCAACAGAAAAGAGGCUGCCAGGAUAGCAGAAGAGAUCUAUGGAAUAGUCCCAGGCAGCUGGGCAGACCGAUCCCCUCUUCAUGACGCUGCCUUCCAAGGACGCCUCCUGUCAUUGAAAACCUUGAUUGCACAGGGUUUCAAUGUGAACCUGGUAACGAUGGACCGUGUGACGGCUCUUCACGAGGCCUGCCUGGGUGGCCACGUCGCCUGUGCAAAGGUGCUGCUGGAGAGUGGUGCUCAGGUCAAUGCAGUCACCAUCGAUGGGAUCACUCCUCUGUUUAAUGCCUGCUGCAGUGGAAGCGUGGCUUGUGUCAACAUGCUGCUUGAAUUUGGAGCCAAGCCACAGCCCAGGAACCACCUUGCAUCGCCUAUUCAUGAAGCUGUCAAGAGAGGUCACAGGGAGUGCAUGGAGAUCCUUCUGGCCCAUGAGGCUGACAUUGACCAAGAGGACCCACAGCAUGGGACCCCGCUCUAUGUGGCUUGCACAUACCAAAGAACAGACUGCGUCAGGAAGCUUUUGGAGCUAGGAGCCAACGUUAAUGCAGGGAAGCGAUUAGACACACCCCUCCAUGCGGCAGCAAGAAAAUCCAGUGUGGAUGUAGUUGUUUUACUGGCAGACUAUGGUGCUAACCUGAAAUGCAGAAAUGCUGAACUCAAAUGUGCCCUGGAUCUUGCCAUACCCAACAGCAAAGUGGAGCAGGCGCUUCUGCUACGGGAAGGUCCUGCCAGCCUUGCCCAGCUGUGCCGGUUGUGUAUCAGAAAACAUCUGGGUCGGUCGUGCCUAUACGCAGUUCACAAGCUGCACCUGCCUGAGCCACUUGAGAACUUUCUGCUUUAUCGAUAAGUCUGUGACUAUCUUUACAGUUGAGAAGAAAGAGGAACAAAUGGCUGUUUCCUCCAAAAUUCUUAUAUCAAAGAAAAAAAUCAAAGACAUCAUUUACUGUCUACUGUGGAUAUCAAACAUUAGCUGCUACCUGACAGUGCCAAUUGAAAACACCUUUUCACAGACAUUGAAUGAUAUUAUGGAUACAGUUCUCUCACAGUCUAUGGCCACAUCCACUUACACCAGCCUGAAAAGAUGUAGUACAUCGACAGCUCACUUGACGUGUUUGUAGAUGCAGCUGCACACAUCCACCCACUCACAGACAGUCAGACAUAGAUUUCCCCUCCACUUAGUGUUGUAUUUAUGCAUGUAGUAUCUGUGCAGCUUCUUCCUUUUGUCUAUCCAAUCUUACCAUCAAAAUCAAGGUAAUGGCUAUUAUUCUUACACUAGUGUGAGAAAGAAAGUCUUCAGUGCCCAACAUCAGCUGUGUGUGAUAUACUGCACACCUUUUCUCAGCUCUGACUCCACAUCCUGCAAUCUCUUUCCUAUAGUCUAAUGCAGUCAUAGCAACUUCCAGCAGACUCUGGUUGUCCCUGAGCUCAGUUCCUCCAAUGCUAAUACAUAUUGUACUCUGAAAUGCAAGUGAUGUUACCAAAGCAGGUACGGGGGUUAGAAGUAAGCCCACAAAAAUGUGUGAAGUUCUUAAUCACAGAAUCACCAGAUUGGAAAGGACCCACUGGAUCAUCGAGUCCAACCAUUCCUAACACUCCCUAAACCAUGUCCCUCAGCACUUCACCCACCCGUUCCUUAAACAUCUCCAGGGAAGGCGACUUGACCACCUCCCUGGGCAAUAAAUCUUAAUAACUUCCAAAGAAAAUAUCCCUCCCAAGCUAUAGCACCUAAGACCUGUCUGUGUUUGUUAUAUGAAUAAUUUUUCUUAGCUUGAUUCCAGGACAGAACUUCAAAUGUUUCCAUAGGCACAGUAGGUCAGCUUUCAAUGUCUAUGCUUUGCAAGGUUUAAAAAAAAACUAAAAGGAUGAUUUUCUGCUCUUUUGGGCUUUGCAUACCUUGAUGUUUCUCAAGGUAUGUCCUUGAACUGUAGAGCAGGAGAGAAGCAAGAUCCCGAAGGACGAUUGUGUAUCAUCCAAACGUAUCACCUUGUUGGACAUUGCUUACCAGGAAAAGAAGUGUGCAGGUUUGUCUGCUCCCUCUUCCCCUACUCUAGAGCCUUUCAUUACCUUGCUGUGAGAGAGGAUUUUUAGAGUGUUAUGAUUUUGCCUGUUGUGGUAUUAGUUUAAGUAUCAUCAAGCUUAGAAGCUUGGACACAGCAGAUCUAAAAAUGUACACCUCUGAGCUGAGAAGUGUAGGAUCCAGUGAUUGGUGCAAUGCCUGCAUGGCUCUGUUAAGGACUGUUUAUUUUUCCUGUGGAGAUCAUUUUGUGAGGAGAAAUGUUUCUUCAGACCCAGGUUUUGGUAAACCUCGGAUGUGAGACAAUGGUAUUUCACUAAUUGUAACAAAAUGGGGAGUUAAAAGGAGAGUAUGUUUCUACUUAGGUCAACCUCACAGGUCUAAGAGGCUGAUUACAUAUUUUCAGGCUAUGAGAUGUAGUGGUUUCAUUAUAAGCUAUGCAUGCUGGCACCAAUUUUCACUGGCCAUACAUCUUAAUUCAGGGGGAAUCGAUCAGCUAAAGCCUGAAUACGAGAUUGGCUUCCAGCGGCUUUCGGGCUCCUGUCUCUGCUCCAGCAGCAGCAGCCUCUCUGCUAAUCCCUUAAUUUCACCAUAACAAUUAUCCAUUCUGAGAUAUAGGUCUAGCAUUUCCCGUUCUUUCUUAAGAUUAAUUCAGCACAAAUAGGAUCAGUUUUGCUCCCAGCAGUUCAUAAGACAGGACUUGCAACGUUGGAGUCAAAAAUGAAUGUAGUUUUUGGGCUGCGUUUGCACAUAUUGAAUGUUAUCUGAUGGCAAGAGCUAUUGCCUGUAAAGUUCUCAGUGACAUGAAUGACCUUGUACAGUACAGUAUAUCACAAAUCUCAGAGAUUUGAACUCUGAAUUCUCAAAAGCCUCUGAAAAUCAAAUACUAUCAAGAAAGAAAUGUCUAUAUUAAUCUGAUAUCAGCAGCUCUCUCUCACCCUUAUUUUUACUGCCAACUCACUUCCUCUGUUUAUAAGGUGGCAGACAGAAUACCAUCCAUUAUCUAAGUAGAGAGACAGCCUCAGCUGUGUGGGCUGUCAGACUUGCGUUGCAAUCAAGGAGCUAAAGCAAUUUAUGGGGUCUAUUUCAGAAUGUGUAAUACUGAAUUGAUUUCCUACUGCAAUCAUCAAUGAAAGCAAUAUUUCACUUGUAUAGGAUUUUAAAUUGAAAAAAUGUAUCUCCGUUAAGAAAUGCAAAGUCUGUUCAGCCUCUCAGAAAGGUUUAUGUUAAGAAGCAGAAGAAGCUGCCCUAUAUUUAUUGCUGAUAUUAGCUUCCCAUCAAAAAAUCACCUCACCUUUGCUUUCUCCUGAAGCCAUAAUUCUUACUGAAAUUCUCUACAUCAGAGAGUCUGGAGGGAACAGAGCUUUAAUAAAUCAGAAAAGAAGUUCAGAAGUCUCAAUGUUAAGAAAUUUCCUUAGAAAAUUUACCUAGACUUUCUUGCUUUUAUCUCAAAAGAUUAAAUUAUGCAUUUAAUUCUCUUUGACUUGCUUUGUGUUGUAACAAUGCAUGGAAAUACUGCUAAGAAAAGAGCUUGAGGAGGUACUUCAUUCUUUUUUGCAAACUUACCGUCUCAUGUGAGGACAGGGAAAGACUGGAACAAUUUUCUAGGAGACUACUGGAUCUUGUUGGUGAUUUUUCAGAAUGAGUUUGAAAAGCUUCUGUCAGAGGUAGAUUCUGCUGCUUUUCUCCAGGCAGGAGAAGGGCUAGCUAAUCUCACAAGGUCUCUUUUCUUCAAGACAAGUGGUCUUUUCUCUGUCAUUUUAUGAUCACUGGCAGAAACCAGCUAUUUGAGGAAAAUAUGAUUUUCCUGGGAACACAGAUAGUUUUAUGUGCUGCAAUGUCCACUGCUAUAGCAUGUCUCUAUGACCUCAUCCCCAACAAGAGCCAGUCUAUCUGCUUCAGUGAAAAGUGCUGUGUAUCUUAACAGGAAUGUUUACACAAUAUGCUGCUUGUUGGAAAACUUUUCCUGAACUACAAACACUUACUGAUUCUUAGUAUAGACACUGACUUGCAGCAUAAAGCAUGAGCUUGGGCUAGGGGUGCUUAAUAGCCAUAAUGUCCCUGCUCCUGAGUGUAUUUUGAAGGAAUGGCUUAAAUAGGCUACUGAUGUGCAACCCAAACAACUUCCUUUCAUGAUUCUUGAUCUGUUGGGCCACUUUUCAGUUUUCUUAUCCAUCUAUAAUGAGAGAUCCGGUGUGAACUCAGAAAUGCCAGUGAUCAGGCCCUCGCUGAUCUCAACCAAAUCAGAUGCUGACUUCAAGCCAUCGUUCAUUACUCAGUUUAUGUCUGUCAUUGCUCAUGAUCCAAAGAAAAACAAAAUUAAAUGGGCUUUGUAUCAGCCCUGUAUUUAUAUUUAAAAUAAAUAGUCUUCAUAGCUAUAUUCUUUCUUCCAGUAGAUGCACUCCCAUGUUUCCAAACAUCCUUGCAGUCCUUUAUUCCGUCCACCUCCCCCCCGCCCCAAACCCUGUAUCAUAGGAUCAUAGAAUGGUUUGGGUUGGAAGGGACCUUAAAGAUCAUCCAGUU
Cuculus canorus (common cuckoo) is the source of this 4680-nucleotide messenger RNA. RefSeq names its product ankyrin repeat and SOCS box containing 11 (gene ASB11). The transcript has 7 exons. The record is from RefSeq and is a predicted model, not a curated record. NCBI's taxonomy places the organism in Eukaryota, Metazoa, Chordata, Aves, Cuculiformes, Cuculidae. Gene Ontology annotation, molecular function: protein binding. The coding region runs from base 16 to 990 and encodes 324 amino acids. Gene Ontology annotation, biological process: positive regulation of protein catabolic process; protein ubiquitination; intracellular signal transduction.